UUAUUCUCAUCAUCUCCUACAUACUGGUUAGCCCACUCAGAUGAAUUUUACAAAUUCGGACAAAAACCCUUAUACAGAAUUGCAGAAAAUGGUAGUAGUACAAUAGCCUGUGUUGUUGGUCUCUCGGGUUCGUACUAGCAAAGAACAGGGUACCAGAAUAAGGAGGAGGAUCCGUAAAAGGUUGAACGGCACGGUCAACAACACAAACAAAAUCCCCACAAAACCCAUGUAGAGAAAUGAGAUCAGGGGCUUAAUUUCUCAGAGAGAGCUUCAAAUUUUGGAAGAUGAUAAGGGAGAGGAGGGCAUAGGUGUGAGAUUUGGCGGAGUAGAAGGGGACAGAAUAGACAUCCGCCCGGAAAUACAGGACGCCGUACAGUCAUAAAUACUCUUUUUGAUUCAGUUUCUCGUGAAUUUUUUUUCAUUAUUGGAAUUUAACCAACACAAUAGCCUCACAAGUGAGGCACUACAGUCUUGAUUCUUUAUUAUCGCUCUUCUUCUCUCUCUCUUUCUCUCUCUGUCUCUGCCACACAUCACACCCAAACAGUCGCAGCAUUGCAGGUUUGCAGCAAUUGCAGGCAGCACUGCUGCUGCAGCAGCAGCUUCACAGCCUACAGACAAGCAAAAGAAAGAAAAGAGAAAUGAGUAAGGCAGGGAAGAGGGAGAAAAGGCCAUUUUUAUGAGACUCCAACUUAAAUCACAAUGAAAGCUUGAUUUGAUGCAAACCCAAAAACUCCCCAUUCAGUCACUCAUUCAGUCUCCUCAGCGAGAAAAAAGUUAAAGAAAGAGCCCAAAAAAAGAAACAAAGGAAAAUUAGCAGAGAGUGAUAGGUCAGUGGGAGGUGAGAGAGAGAGAGAGACACACACAGAAAGAGAGUCUCUUUCUUUUUGGAGUAUUGGGUCAGCUUCUUUUGGCAAUGCCAAAGGUGCUCCCACCUCACGCUCUCUGAAAAUGCUCAGGCAUGAAAUCACUCUCUUGAAAUCCCUCCUUCCUCCAAGGCUUUUAUCUCCAGCUUUUGCGCAACCCUCUUCCCUUUGUUGUUAGAUUCUUUAGCAUUGUCUCUAGGGCUUUGUUUCCUGUGAUGGGUUUGAUCGAUCUCAACACUACUGAGGACGACGAAACGCCGUCGUCGGGUUCCUCUGCUUCAUUGUCCUCUCACUCCGGUAAUAGCAUUUCGGCCUCCACCUACCCUUCUCCUUCGUCCGUGUGCUUGGAGCUAUGGCACGCGUGCGCGGGUCCAAUGAUUUCGCUACCAAAAAAAGGAAGCAUCGUGGUUUACUUCCCACAGGGCCACCUUGAGCAGCAGGCUCAGGAUCUUCCGGUCUCCGCUUACAAUAUCCCACCCCAUGUUUUCUGUCGCGUUGCAGAUGUUAAGCUCCAUGCGGAGGAAGGUAUAGACGAGGUGUACUGUCAGGUGUCGCUGGUUCCUGAAAGUGAGCAAGCUGAAAGAAGAUUUCGGGAAGGUGAAAUCGAUGCUGACUGUGAAGAUGAGGAUGCUGCAGCUGCAGUGAAGUCUACAACGCCACAUAUGUUCUGCAAGACCCUGACAGCUUCUGAUACUAGCACUCAUGGGGGAUUCUCUGUGCCUAGGCGUGCAGCUGAAGAUUGCUUUCCUCCGCUGGAUUACAAUCAACAGCGUCCUUCGCAAGAACUUGUGGCAAAGGAUCUGCAUGGCCUGGAGUGGAAGUUCAGGCAUAUUUACAGGGGGCAGCCUCGCAGGCAUUUGCUUACAACUGGUUGGAGUGCAUUUGUAAACAAGAAGAAACUUGUGUCUGGAGAUGCUGUACUGUUUCUGAGGGGUGAAGAUGGAGUUCUGAGAUUAGGGAUUCGCAGGGCAUCUCAGUUGAAAUGUGGUGCUAACUUUUCAGUUCCCGCUGGCCUGCAUCUUAAUCCCAGCAGUUUCAUGGAUGUGGUCAAUGCAAUAUCUGCAAGAUGUGCCUUUAGCGUUUGCUAUAAUCCAAGGGUGAGCUCGUCAGAGUUCAUAAUUCCACUCAACAAAUUUUUGAAGGGCCUUGAUCAAUUUUAUUCAGCUGGAAUGAGGUUCAGGAUGCGUUUUGAAACUGAAGAUGCUGCAGAACGAAGGUGCACAGGAUUAGUUGUUGGAAUUGGCGAUGCAGAUCCUGUUAGAUGGCCCGGAUCUAAAUGGAGAUGCCUUAUGGUAAGGUGGGAAGAUAUGGAAGCCACUAGGCAUAACAGGGUUUCCCCGUGGGAAAUUGAGCCAUCCGGUUCUGCUUCCUCUCCCAACAACUUCAAUGCAGCUGGUUUAAAGAGGACCAGGAUUGGUUUGCCUUCUUCAAAACAAGAAUUUCCAGUUCCAAAUGGGAUUGGGACACCAGACUUUGGGGAAUCAUUGAGGUUCCAGAAGGUCUUGCAAGCAAGAAAUUUUGGGUGUUAAUAUUCCUUUUGAUGGUAUUAGUGCUCAGAGCCACCCCUUUUCUGAAAUAAGUAGGCGCCAUCCUGGUUCAAGCGUUUCUGGGAUUGCCGCUACAGGAAAUAAUUUCAGAAUUCCACAGGUGCAUUCUGAUGUUUCGUGC
Neltuma alba is the source of this 2531-nucleotide messenger RNA. Its product is annotated as auxin response factor 3-like. The record is from RefSeq and is a predicted model, not a curated record. NCBI's taxonomy places the organism in Eukaryota, Viridiplantae, Streptophyta, Magnoliopsida, Fabales, Fabaceae. Gene Ontology annotation, molecular function: DNA binding. Gene Ontology annotation, biological process: regulation of DNA-templated transcription; response to hormone. Gene Ontology annotation, cellular component: nucleus.